Molecule: messenger RNA, 7984 nt
Organism: Xyrichtys novacula (pearly razorfish)
Lineage: Eukaryota; Metazoa; Chordata; Actinopteri; Labriformes; Labridae
Source: the annotation of a GenBank genome assembly
AUGACUGAGGCCUCCCUGUUAACGCAGGAAUGUUGUACCUCCCAGGAGGGCGGCGUCACGUCUGCCACUUUCGCCACACACCAGCAGGUUCAAUCAAGUGAUCGGACGGCGAGAUCUGAGGCAGGGUCAGAUACAGUGCAGAGCAGUUCAGCCUGACUGAGACUUUAUGUAGUACAGUGAAAACUAAACGUACGAGGACACCUGGUUUACCUGAAAAAAAGAGGAUAAUUGUUGGUGGAGACCUCAUUAGAACUACUUAGAUGUCCUGGAGCUACAGAGCCAAACUCUUUAGACGGGGGUUGUUCUGAGUGUGAAAGCACAUUAUGUCGACUGAACUCCCUGUCAUGAACGAUGGUUUUAAAAAUUAUGAGUAACCACCUCAGAGGGUUAGCAGUUCCUCAAAGUCACACAUCCAAGAGCUGAGUGCCAGUAAACUUAUUGUUUACCUAAUCCUUAUACUGUGUAUCAGAGGUGGUCCUGGUCUCUUGGUUUCCAAAGUAAAGCCGAUACAGAAUUGUUUUGAACCUGCUAAUCUCUGGUGGAGAUUUACUUCCAUCCACCCACCACUUAUCCAGAGUCAGGUCACAGGGGCAGCAGCCUAAGCAGGGACCCCAAGGCUUUCCCAGGCCAUCUUCAUCAGACGCCCAAGCCACUUCAUCUGACUCCUCUUGACGUGAAGGAGCAGCAACCCUACUUUUCUACUCGGCUCUAUUUGUCGUGUCUUUUGAAACUUGGCUAAAGGUUCCUCACCCAGCCCUAACAUGACUCAACAAACUUUUCCUUCUGAGCUUCUGCUGAAAAGUGCAGUGGAUAUUUUUUUCCUUUCUAGAGACUCUUUCAAUCCCUCUCCUGUUGGGUCAUGUUAUCAUUUUGCCUUAGGGCUGGGCAAUAUGGCCUCAAAUCAGUAUCACGAUAUAUUGAUCAGUUCACCUCCAUAACCAUAAAUGGACGAUAACUACUCCACAAGCUGCUCACCCUGCCUCUGCAGCCACUACAACUUUUGAACCGUCCUCCAUCUCCUUACCUGUCUUUUCCGAAUAUACCGAUAUGGAAAAAAUGACGUUGGUAAUUGUCGUAAAUUUCGGUAUCUGUAAAUUUUCAGUUUAUCUCCCAGCCCUAUUUUGCGUGACACUCAGUGGAAGGCAUUUAGGAUACGGGCAAAUGAUGUCAGUGGCUCAGAUUAGCUGGAAACAGUUCUGAUCUGAUACAGAGUGAGUCAUUUUAUUUAAUUGCAUGUUAGAAAGCCAAAAAUCUCAUUGAUAUUCUGCUUAAUUCCAGUGAGUCGCCUUGUCUCCUCAACAAUAGCGUCCUUGUGGUGGGCCGCUAACGCUCUCCAGGAUGAUUACAGCGUUAUAACAUCUGAUACAUGACUCUUUAAGUUAUUCCAUGUACAGCUCUCAGUUUUGCAUUCUUGAGGUUCUUGCUGUGAAGUGAAGUGCAUGAUUUUGCAUUCAGUGAUGACAGUUUUAGGGCAAAUACACACCACAAACAUACCAGGCCAUGUUAAGCAUAUAUUAAUAUAGCUACAGUUGGCAGAGAUCGGACUUUCCCCGAUGCAGCUCUACAUUUUUAUUUGACAUUCAUGAGCACUGACAUGAUUUUUCCACAGUGUUGUGCUUUGACAGGCAGGUAGAUCCCUGCUGCACAGUCAGGACUACAAUUUGUCCUCACAGGGGAAGAAAGCCGAGGCGGGGAACAAGCUGGGGCAGAUAUUUACAUCUACAGUACAGGAGACAGACCUGCAGCGUGAGAGAGGUGAGUCAGCGUGUUAGCGGUUAAUCAAAAAGUACAUUCGAUCCACCAGACACCUGCUGGGGGUUCGAACCUGAGAGAGAACUAUGUUUAGCACACAACAACACCACAAAGAGCCUUCAUUCAGAAACCCUGCUGUUUCUGAAGGAGGCGUGACGUCACUGUAGAACAAAAUAAAAGCUGCAAAAAGACAAUAAUUUCAGACUGUUUAAUUUACAUCUUCAGUGUGAGCCUCCUUCUCCUGCAGUGAAACACAGAAAAUGACAUCCCUUCACAAAAACUGGAGGGAGUUUCCUCUGCAGGAGAUAAUAGAUCCUGAGGAUCUCUCCGCCCCACACAAACACACAAAGACUAACAUAAACAAACAGAGACCUUAUCAAACGCUCAGGUAGCUACAGUAGGAGGCCACAGUAUACAUGUGAGGGUUUAAAGACAUACAACUAUAAUAAACAACCAACAGGGUGGCCUGCUAAUGUAUAGGUAUCUGUAUCAUGCAUUUUUGUCUGUUAUUACCAGGAUAAAGAACGGCAGAGCUUCUGCAGAGUCAUCUGAGACAACCUGAGGUCCAUCCGCAUCUCUAAUUUACAGCUAGUCCAUAGACAGUCAGAGAGAAAUGUUUCGAUCACUGAAAUCAACUUUUGUUUUUAAAGGUCUGUCUUUUGCUGUCUGUACUUUUGGAGACGUACAUUUUUAGAUUUGUGUAGCUGUGGAUGAAAAAAGACGCUUCAGGUCAGUUUUGACAAAAAAAAUCCACCUUAAAGGAGACCUACUGUGUUUAAAACAUACAUAACAACCUGAAGCUGUAAGUAACAUUAUAACAGCUGCAGAUGGAACAAUAGCAACCACAUUAUAGGGACUGUGUAAAAAGUAACACCCGUAUUAGUGUAAAAGCAGCCAAAACGAAGCGUGCUGAGAUGAGGGUUCUCACAGGCGCCAGAGUGAGAUAGAUAAGGAGGUUUUUAAGCAGCAAAUCAUGCAAAACUACAGGUGUACAAGACAGACACAAUGAAGGGUGAAAGCAAGUCUCUUUUAAAGGAAUAGUUCAGAUAUUAUUCACAGUGUACCGGGAUCAGCUCAGUGAACAAAGCACAGACACUGACAGCAGGAUGAUUCCUGAUCUUGCGUGAUUUUUGUCCAAGUCGAGCUCUCUCUCUCUCUCUCUCUCUUCCUCAGCGUUUCUCUUCUCGACACUCGUCUAUCCAAGAAGUCCAACAUAUAAUCUUAAAAAAAUAACACAGUCACCCAUCGCCAGUCGUCUGACCACGGUUUGGCCUUUGGGAGCGCUGGCAAACUUGAGGAAUCUGGUGUGGCCGGCAUCAGUAAUAACAGACAUUCUUUCCUGUUUGUUGCCUUCAUUUAAAAAGUGACCAGGAACUUGAGACGCAAGAAUGGAGCCUCUGUUGUGAGACGAUGGACCAUGUUAGCUGCACCUGCCUGCACUUAUCUGUUUAAAGACAUAAACUAAAGCUAAAUGAUUGGAGAACGACCACCAAGAGGUUCUGGGAUGGUGAAACAGCAGAUUGUAUUUCCCCUCUUUUGUUCUCCAUAUGAACUUUUUCCUUCAUAACAAGCAGCUGAUUCUGCAUGUGUGUAUUUCUGGGGAGUAUUUUCAGGCCUUGAUUUCCUUCAUUUUGUUCGAGGUUUUAAUGAUACAGUCUAAUCUAGUAAAAUCAUCUGAUCAGAGCUGCUGUCAUUGACUGACUAGCAAUAUAGGAGCAAGUAUAAAUGAGAUCUACAUAGCUACGCCAAGCUAGCGAGAGUCAGAGCGGGUCACUGCUGUGGAUGUUUUUCACCACUUCAGAGGAGGAUAGCGUGGCUGCAAUUUGCAAAACAUGUGCUUUAAGUAUUCAGAGAGGAAGAAAAAUGUCUUCGAGCUUUGACACAUCUUUCAAGUCAUCUGUGAAGUAGCAGAAGAAACACAAAGCAGCAGCUAACAUCACAGCGGGUCUUUAAUGUGCUCUGCAAUCAGGUUUUUAUUAAAUUGUAGAGAUUCUGAUAGAACUUGAUGUGAGUCUACGGGGUGUGAUUGAUUUUUAAGUUGUUUGAGCCUCUGACCAAAUCUGACAUUGAAUCUUGAAAUUGGAUUCAACAAGCAGUUCAGAAGUGCAGAAAGUUUAGCUGAGAGAAACCAAAGCUGAAAGCAAUUAAUGAUGAAGUAAGUGAAUUUGCAGAACUUAAUGACCCAACUAUAACGGUUUAAUCAGAGCAGUUUCCUAAGAUGCAACUUCUAAGCAGUCUUUUUUCUUCCUGCUGUACAUGAUGAGAUUUUUACGUGCAUCACAUCAGCAGCAGAAGUUCGACCAAAGACAUAUGAACCUCUGACAUUAGUGCAGCGGGAGUGUUUAGCUUAACGUCCCAGCAGCUGAAUUUAAGCGGCUUAAACACAAAAGAAAAAAAAAGAAAUCGUAGCCUGUCUUAGUCUCAGCUGUGUGUGAACUAAAAAUCAUAAUCUAACAAGAAUUGACCAUCAAAAAUGGGUCAUAAUUGACUAUCAGACUACUUCCUUUGAGAACAAACUAGUAUUUUAAAGAUGAGCACAGUGAAAGAAGAACGAUGCCCAUCAAGGUGUCUCUAAAUAACAGUUUAAGGAUGUCUACUUAUUGAGAUAUCUUUGCCCCACUGUUUUAAAUAUUAAGACCUGAGAAUAGUAACAACUCACUAAGCGACGCCUCACAAAAACUGAGCUCAACUUUUUCUCAGCGGCUGCAGACGGUGAAAUGUCCCUCUUCAGCUCAGUCAUCUUAAACCCUGCGGCUCAGACGGGUCACAUAGUUUUAGGACUUAAUGAGAAAUUCAAUUCAUGGCAACAUUCUCACUACAACAGGGAUUACAAAACAGCCUCCACCAGGAUUACACAACGCUGGGCUCUGUUUUUCUGUCAGCUGCUGCAGUCAGAUGAACUUUAUGAACUUCUUUCUGCUGCAAAGAAAAAAAAACCACAGUUGUUUUUUUUUCAUGCAUGAUUAGCAGAUGAAGUCACACCUGCAGGAGAGUCGCAGGUACACAAUGACCGUAAUGCAAACAGGAUGUACAGGAGCUGGAUGUGCCUAUUUUCAAAGAGCAGCAUACACAGGCUCUGAAAACAUGAGCAGACCACACACAGGGGUGAGUGCUGCAGCAGUCUCAGGGGUGUUUGAUGGCUGCUGUUGAUAAGAGCUGAUAAUGCUCUGAGAGAGUUGUUCACAGUUUCAGAGAGAAGCUGCAGGAAUACAACAUAUUAUCUUAUUCGAGCUGAAAUAGAAAUGCAGGUACUUGUGUUAAAGAUAAAUUCAGCAGAAGUGGUGAUCGAACACGUUUCCUGCAGGUAAAGGUUCUGAAAAGUUCUCACAGCAGGACAUCUGCUGCAGCUGUUUCUGUGCAGAAACCUGGUGAGAUAUUCAGGGUGUUCAGUACAAUGAACAUGGAGAAGGACUUCACAUUUUUUCUCCAUCUUGUUCAUUUUAACUUGUUUUUACUGAUUUGUAGUAACUUUAUCUUCACCAGGCACCAAUGAAGUGACCUUUGACCAAACACUGUGCACAUUAGCCGUGAAGUUAGCUCUUUGAAUAAGGGUUUGUUUGAUAACGUUUGAAGUAGUGUACAAUCUGGGCACUAAAUGAGGCGUAGGGUGCAGAGAGUUUCCACUGUUUACCAGGAGUGUGUCUGCUCUAAUUCCUGCUGAGAAUGAGGUGUGUCUGCAGCAAAUACUGUCGUUCAUAUAAUGAAAUUUCACCUGGUUACCUAAAAACACCAGGAUUGAGCCGGCAGCCUCAACUUAUUCUUCCAUUGUGUCCCUAAAAAUUUGGAAACACACUCGGGUCACUGUAUGAGUUAAGUCAAUGCAUGGGUUGAUGCAACAAUCCCACUGGACAGCAGUGGAGCAACAAAAUGAAGAUAGCAUGAGGCAGAGGAGCUCAGUGACAGUUUUAGUCCGGAGUUUUUGGUCGGUGCACGGUUGAGGUGAAGCAGGCGUAUGAGGAGAAAGCAAGGGGGUGGUCUUCCUACCUAGCCUACUAUUAGCCUCAGAGAAGUAUAAUGAUGCACAGAGACAAGGCGACAAGACAUGUGCACUUCCAAGCUUUCUUUGGGGAUGCAUUGUGAACCCUUACACUCAUCCUAAGAUCGUACAAAUGCACCUUUUAAAAAUCCUGACAGUGCUGCUCUGCUUUCAUCUGACUUCACCUCAUUUUAAGACCGAUGUGGGCAUAAGUAUGUUUGCUUCUUCUUCAGUAUGGAUGCUGAGCUUUAACUGAUAGCUGUUUCAGGCAGAAAAUAACGACACUUGGACUCCACACUGCGUACUCCAUCUGCAGGAAUGACCUGUCAUGGAACUUAUGUGUUCACGUAUUCAGAAAAUAAAUCAAUCUGGUGCCGCUUUUGAGUUGGUUGUGGACAGAUUGGACCACUAGGGGAGGGGUAUGACCUUGGCUCUGACAUGCAGCAAAAGGCUCCAACUAAAGGCUAAACAUUCAUAUGUAUGGAAGUACUGUUAAGUUUAUUUGGUAAAUGAGGAAGCUGAACUUUACUUCAUCAUUUCAUAAUGGUGAGGAGGUGAAUAAACACAUCAGACUGUUUCCGGUUUCUAGUUGCUCAAGAAGAUGCAGUCAUGUACAUGACAGUCUGAUUACACAUCAUUGCCACCUUCUGUUUUUUUCAUUUCUGCAUUAUCGUGUAAACAGAGAAAAACACAACUCUAUCUUUGGUGUCGAUGUGAGAGAAAAGAAGCAGUUUUUAAAAGAUCUAUCCAAAGUCAGUCGUGCUUAUUUGCGAAGUUUAUGGAGUAACCUUUGUCUGGUUGUUUCCCUUGUUGAUGUUUUUAUCCAUCCCAUCUCAGCAGCUCAUUCUGGGAUAUAAAUACAGUUAAAGUUUUAAGGCUUAUUUGCAAUCCUGACCCACCUAGAACCUGGUUUCAAGCUGUUCCUCGCUGAUUCCAGUGAAUGCAUGCCUGAGACAGUAUUCGCACACACCCAGUGCCAGAGAGUGUAAAAUCCCAGCAUUCACAGGUGUCAGAAACGUACUGUAAGCAUGUUAGAUGUGCCAAGCGUUGCAGCAACAAGCCAAGAGAAGUGCCAUAGGAGAGAUCAGACGCAGAGGAGAGCCAACAUGUCUCUACAAGGUCAGCUCUGUAGCCUUUUGGGUGCUGCUUCAGGGACAGUAUUUGUUUAUCAAGCACUGAACAGGCUGAAUUACUUUAAUUCUUGGCACUAGCUUCAGUGCAAGCCACAGCCUGCAGUCUGCUGCUGGACAUGUUGUAUGGAGACCACCUGCUCUUAAUCAGGCUGCUUCAAACCGUAUAGAAAUGUCGGAGGAAAUACACAGAAAAACGUCAGACCAUGUACAGUAUAGAAAAACAAACACCUCAACUCUCCUCUUAGAUUUCUACUUUUUAUACAAACCAAAUGAGUCAUUUCAAAAUAAAAGCUUAAGAUAACCAGUUAGGGAAAAAAGACAGAAAUAUAUUCUGAAAGCUGGAUGAGUUUCCUCCACAGGCUGCAGCAUGAAUGAUCGUGGCUGAUUUCAUUCAGAUAAAACAUUUACUUUAAGAAAGAAGAGGGGAGGGUGUUACCAGGAGAAAAAAAGGAAAACAUGUCAAACAAACUUUGAAUUCAAGCAGCAGCUCGCUUAUUUGGGCAAUCUGUCAAAUCUGAGGAGCUCAGCUGAAAUUAAACUCUCAUCAUUUACUAAACAAAAGUAAACAAAUAAGUUUCAAAACUUUAACAUGUCAGCUAAAGUUUAUGAAAAGCACAGAAACGCGCUCGGACGUUUUCACAUCGAUCGUGCGUAAAUUACGCAUCAUUUGAAAUCAUGGUAAAUCAUCCAUGCCACGCAGCAGCAGACACAAAACGCCACUUCAUAGGCGCAGCUGAAUGGUAGCUUUCUGUUUUCCAUCCGAGUCUGCUCCGAGUAAAGAUAGUGAACGUACCUGUGAAGGUAAGACAGUCCACCAGGUGUUCAGGAAAGUAAAUCCUUUCGCACUGUUCCCCAAAAAUCCACAAGCAGCGAGCGAGCGUGUGUGUGAGCGCGGAACUGUUCCACCUGGACUCUUACUCCUGCAGGAUCGGAGCGCUCAUUAAACGUGGAGAUCCUGCAGGAGACGGGGCCAGAGUUCCCCCUCUUUGCCCGUCCCACUUCAGGCAUCAAACUCUGCACCCAGGCAGAGGAGGAGAUCAGUAACCCGGGGCGAUCCGUCUGCAGAGGAUGCAGAGACCAAGAGUACAGAAAGACGCAGCACUGCGAGCAUCCUGCACUUUGA